UCAGGAAGGUUUAAAGUGAGGAUUAACAGAACACAUCAGCAUUCAUACUGCAUAUAUAACAGCCUUUAAGCUCUGUUGUGUGUGAUCCGCUGAAGAUUAGGUCCAUUCCUUGGACCGGUCAAAGUCUUUGGUCUCUUUCCUAUUUACUUUAGUUACAUCAUCAGUCAGGAGGGGAUAUAUGCUGUUGAGAGAGAGGAGACUGUUGUUUUAAAGUGUGCGGAAAGCUGUGAAGAGGCAUAACAAAAUCAAAACCGAGGGCUGGAGAUAAAAACUGGUAGUCGUGUAUAAGAGGCCCAGGAGGUAGAAGCUUAAGAAAAUUAAGAUCAGAGCCACCUAGAGGAUGAAGAUGUGUGCUGCUGCUGCUGCUGCUGUUGUUGUCCUGCUGAGUCUUUUCUCAGUGGGACUCUCAGCUCCUCUAACCAGCUGUGAAAGUCUGUUAAAACCAAUCACCAUCACCAGAGAGGAAGUAAGUAUGUCUGCUUUCUUUGCACAUCUGAUCUAAUCAGGUAAUGGAUAAAGACUACAGUGGGUUACUAAGCUGUGCCACUAAUGCAGUUUAAAUGUCUUCAUAUGAGCAAUAAAAUAUGUGGAAAAGGUAGUUGGAAAAUCAUUGAUAAUAUUGUGCCACAUAUGCCUGAAUAUGUCUGUAUUUUCCGAAGAAACAACAGUAUGUAUGUAUAUCUGUAUCAGACUCUAAAUGCUGUGCAUGUGUUGCAGAUUUUGGGAAGGUGGAUGUACAUUGGGGGGAGCUCCAACAUCCCUGGAAGUCGCUCUGUUGCUCACCUGAUGACCAGUGUUUGGGUGGACCUCAGCGCAACCUCUCAGGAAAAUGUCCUCAGUCUCCUCCAGAGUCAAAAGAUGUAAGUAAACACCGACACCAUCACACCAGAGGCUACAACUAGUUUGUGCUUUUAGGAAUCCAAAGUGAAGCUCUUCAGAUUUUGAAUUAUCCAACUUCAUAUGCUUUUAAAAUCAAAUACCUACCUGCGACAUAAACAGGAAAUGUUCAAAGAGGAGCUUGACUUGUUUGAAGUACCAGGAUGUACAUUUCAGGGAGCCUCCUGUGUGUUUACCCAACCAGAGCAGUUUUUGUCAGCCUCAGUCUACAAAUUUGUUACACAUUCACAAACAUAAUGCCCAUUUUUUUUCAUUGUGCCUCCUGCAUCAGUUGUUUUUUUUGUCUUCACAGAUAUGGGGAUUGUUCAAGCUUUUUAUACAACGUGACCUUUCAAAACAGCGUAAUGUUGAUUGGUAAGUGAGAACAUAUUUCAGACCGUUAUUAAAAAGUGGAAUCAGCUUUUAGUCUUACAUAAAAGUGACAUUGCUGUACCUCACACUGAAUUUUCCACCUAAUGGCCAGCAGGGGGCCGCUCCAGAGGCAGCGGACAGAAUUUAGAGUGCAUUGACGUCUAUGAAAGAAAUAUAUACCCUUCCUCUCAUGACAUUUGUUAACUCUGUAAAACCCUUUUUUUUUUUGUCAACAGAGGAACCUUUCUUCCUCAAGGAGGUCUACUUGCCCACUGAGUGCCCCGACUGUCUCCUUGCCAUUGAAGAUAUCGUCUCUGGCACAGAUAAUUUCCGAAGCCUUCUUCUUUUUAGUAAGAUUUUCUUUUACUUAUUAGCUGAAAGUAAUUUAUCAUUUAAUCUCUUAUAAAAGUAUAUUAAUCUUUUUUUUUGUCUUAUCAGGCAGGAGCAAAAGUGUCCCACCGGCUAUGAUAGAAAUGCUGAAAAGACAAGCAGUGUGCCUACAGAUGCCCUCACCGAUAAUAAUGAAGACAGACGAGGGUAAACAUAAGUGUCUCCUAUCCUUUUAACUAUUUUUUGUUUUAACAAUAUCACACAAUAUGUUUUUUUGUGGCUCAUUUUUACCACGUAUGAAUACAGAACCCUGCCGAGACGACAUAACACCUGAAGAGGGGCUCGACACCUUGAACAAGUUGUUGGAGUCAAAGAUGGGACUUCGGGUUGCAAGAGUCCUGGAUUCUUUAUUUGAUUAUUUUUGGAACUGAUUGGUUUUGACCCUUUAUAUUGUUUCAUUUAAACAAAAAUAAUAACUAGUUUGACACUGAUGUGCAAAUGACUGAACAAUCUGCUUUGUUUCUCAUGAACAUAAGCUAAUGUAGUUGUUAUCAUAUUGAAUAAGAAUGUAUAAAUAAAAAUGAAACGCAAACAUUUUAACCUCUUAAAAGAAGUCACUAAUUUACUCAUCUUAGUAAGGUUGGUGAAAUUAUUGGAUGUAUUGAGUGUAUUUGAUCAAGUAAACAGCUGAUAAUAAAUUUGGUAAAUAGCUCACAAGCUAAAUUAGUCUAAUUUUUUAAUCAAAAGUCAACAGCUACCAGCACAAGUUUGAUUAAAUCUCACAUGAAUUAUACAGUUCACAUACCCGUACACACACAGAGCUCAUUAAUUUGCCUAUUUAUUCAUUACAAGGCCUAUUUGCCAAUGACACCUGAUAUAGCGUAACACAUUAGUGGUCAAUGAUGAGAAAUAAAAGCAUCUGUAUAUGUUGGAAA
Messenger RNA from Xyrichtys novacula (pearly razorfish), 2513 nucleotides. The record is from the annotation of a GenBank genome assembly. Lineage: Eukaryota; Metazoa; Chordata; Actinopteri; Labriformes; Labridae.